This is a messenger RNA of Nerophis lumbriciformis (worm pipefish), 1284 nucleotides long. NCBI's taxonomy places the organism in Eukaryota, Metazoa, Chordata, Actinopteri, Syngnathiformes, Syngnathidae. The record is from RefSeq and is a predicted model, not a curated record.
AUGUGGAGCAGAAUAUUGAGACCUAUUGUGGCUGAUAAGACGUGUUUUUGGUGGAGGAGUCUCUUCACGAUGCAACUAAAGAGCAGCGAGUUCAAAGUUUUGUUCACCGAUGGUCUGAAUGAACUGGCAGAUAUUUUUCAAAAGCACCAGUAUGAACUGAGAAUAGCUGGAGGUGCUGUACGUGACCUGUUGUCUGGAAAACGGCCUGAAGAUGUGGACUUCGCUACCACUGCAACGCCUGAAGAGAUGAAGCGUAUGUUCAAUGCCGCGGGGAUAAGAAUGAUAAACAACAAAGGAGAGAAGCAUGGGACGAUUACAGCAAGAAUUCACAAUGAGAAUUUUGAAGUGACUACGUUGCGGGUAGAUAUUCAGACAGAUGGUCGUCAUGCUGAAGUGGAGUUCACCACUGACUGGCAGAAAGAUGCUGAGAGAAGAGACCUUACAAUAAACUCCAUGUUUUUAGGUUUAGAUGGCACAUUAUAUGACUAUUUCAAAGGAUAUGAUGACCUCCAGAGCCGAACAGUCCGAUUUGUUGGCAGUGCAGAGCAAAGGAUCCAAGAGGACUACUUAAGAAUACUGCGUUAUUUCAGGUUCUAUGGAAAGGUGGCUCUGAAGCCUAAUGAGCAUGAGCCUGAAACCCUCGAGGCCAUUCGAGCCAACAGCAGUGGCCUUGCGGCCAUUUCAGGGGAGAGGAUUUGGGUGGAGCUGAAAAAGAUUGUGAUUUGCCAUCAUGCUGCUGAACUGCUGGAAAUGAUGUAUAGCCUGGGGCUGGCACAUUACAUUGGUUUACCUGCUGAUGGUAACAUUGAUGAGAUGAAGCGAGUGUGGCAGAAUGCCAAAGAUCAUUCUCCCAAGCCUAUGACCAUCCUAGCAGCCCUCUGUCGCUGCCAGCAGGAGGUUGAGAAGAUGGACAUACGACUGAAGGUGUCUCGGGAGGAGAGGACUCUGGCUCUGUUUCUGGUCAAAUACAGACAGGAUCUCAGCAAGAAUAAUGACGACAAAGAUGGUCUGAAAACAUUCACGGACUUCAUCAUCGAUAAUCGUGAACUGGAUACCCAGAGCAAAGUGUGCGAGCUGCUGAAGUAUCAAGGGGAGCACAAGCUGCUGUCUGAACUCAGCACAUGGACCAUCCCUCGCUUCCCCAUCAGUGGACAUGAUCUCAGGACAUUGGGCAUCGUCACAGGAAAGGAUUUAGGAACUACUUUACAGAAGCUUCGAGACAUCUGGAAGAAAAGUCAUUAUCGGAUGGGCAAAGAAGAACUUCUCAGUUAUGUGAAGCUCUAA